UCCAGGACAAUUUUUUGCAAAUUGCAAAUUGCACAGGCCUAUUACAAAAGGUUUAACACAGCAUUAUGUAAUGUCUAGAAUACAGCUUUCUGGUUACAAUGGGGACACACAGGGCAAUAGACUGUUGUAGAAUCUGGAGGGUGGCAAAUAUGCGAGAAGUUAUGUAGUGUGGGAUCCUGAAAAUCACCACGAUUUCUGAAUGAAGAGUAGUGCUUGUCUCAAACAAGGCUCCAUGCAGGGCCGAACAGGCAUGACGUGGUUGGCUCUGACCUGAGGUGAGAAGGCAACGUCGAGAAAUGAUCGAUUAAGUUUCCUCUUUGUGGACCAGACGCUCACUGAGUAGCAUCUCUGGCUACGAAUCUGCACUCGCUUUUCAUGCCUGUCGGUGCAGCGCGAGGUGCAUGUGAUGCAGGAGACUGUAUAUCAGCCGCGGUUCUCCGGGGCUACACUGCGUGUCCUCAGUCUGGCUGUUAUUCAACCAUGCGUCUCCUGAGAGGCGGCGAGUCACCAAGACUGCCCUGAUCCUUUCUGUUGAAAAGUACCGCCGGUAGCCAGCCUGCAUCCUGCAAACCGCCGGCCCGUGUCGUCAUGCCUGGCCCACGGACCCUCCCACCGCUGACAACGUCUAUUUAUACCGCCGAAGCGCUCCGAGGGAGCCAGUGAGACAGGACUGAUAGCGCAUCACAGAAUUCAUCAGAAGUGUCUUUUCCACAGAGUGCCAGCUCUGGCUCUGGCUGCCACCAUGCCUCUACUGGAAGAAAGCUCUCUACCCAGGGACUGCCCUCCUACCGUGCCAGUGGUCAUCAUCGGUAACGGCCCCUCAGGUAUCUGCCUGUCAUACCUGCUGAGUGGGUACACCCCCUACCUGGAUCCCGCCACAGUGCACCCAAACCCAGUGCUGUACCGCAAACUGCAGGAGAGCAAGCACCUGCCUAUCACUGAGCAGGACCUGGAGCUCCUGUGUGAGGGUCUGGAGGGCCGCUCGGCCAACCCAGUGGCGGUGCUGUUUGACACCCUGCUGCACCCCAAUGCAGACAUGGGCUUUGAGCUGCCCCCCGUGCUCCAGUGGAGGCUGGAGCCCCAACGCCACAUCCCCCACCUGGUGCUGGGCAGGGCCACCCCAGGGGGUGCCUGGCACGCCAUGGAGGGGUCCAUGCUGACCAUCAGUCUGGGCAUCUGGAUGGAGCUGCCAGGGGUCAACUACAGGGACAUGUGCCCCAGCAAACGCAGGGGGGUGGCCAGUGACCGUGCCUCACCGGAGGAGAUCUCCUCAUACUACAAGAACUACGUGAAGCUGAUGGGGUUGCAGAAGAACUUCGUGGACAACACCUACAUCACCUCCGUGCAGAGACUCCACCGCGGUCGCCACAGCGACGACCUGACCAACAGCCACGCCAAGGACGGAGGCCUGGCGAAUGGUGUGAAGAGAAACGGCAUCAAGAAUGGCGUGGAGAGCAACGGGAGCAGCGACGGCGAGGAGAAGAGGGCCGACGAGGUGGACCAGGGGAAGAAGGCGGUGAACAGCGGGGGCAGCAGCGUUGGGGUUACCCCCGGGCUAGGGCAGGGGCUCUGGGAGGUCCGAGGCUACCAGCGUGUCCAAGGCGACACCCACGUGCCCUUCAGCCUGUUUGCAGAGAAUGUCGUCCUUGCAACAGGGGCGACCGACUCUCCAGCCCGCCUUGGCGUGGAAGGGGAAGACCUCCCCUUCGUCUUCCACAGCGUGCGCGACCUGGGCGUGGCCGUGAGCAACCGCGCCAAACUCGGGCCCUCCUCCGAGCCGGUGCUGGUGGUGGGGGCUGGUCUGUGUGCGGCCGACGCCGUCCUGUGUGCCCGAAACCACGGCAUCUCCGUGCUUCAUGCCUUCCGCAAACACACCGACGACCCGCAGCUCAUCUUCAAGCAGCUGCCCAAGACCCUCUACCCCGAGUACCACCGCGUCUACAACAUGAUGUGUUCCCAUAGCAACCUGGCCCCCGGGGGGGGGGCUGCUCCCAACUCCGCACCCCCCCCUAACGGGGCUACCACCUCAGCCACCCUCGGUGGCGCCCCACCGAAGCCCGGCUACAUCAGCUUCCCCGAGCACUGCGUGGUCUCCUUCCAGCCGGACAUGCGCUGCGUGCUGCAGGGCCCCGGGACCUCGCUCCGAGCCUUCAAGGUCUCCAUGGCGCUGGUUCUGAUCAGCUCGCUCCCUAACCUGUUUUUCCUCAAGGAGCAGGGCCGCUAUUUGAGCCUAGACCCUAGUCGGCCCGUCUCGUGCAAGCAGAACCCGCUGGAAAUCCACCCCUACACCUUUGAGUGCUGCGCCGAGCCGGGCUUGUUCGCUAUGGGCCCACUGGUGGGUGACAACUUUGUGCGCUUCCUGACGGGCGGUGCUCUGGGCAUCGCCAGCUGCUUGAUGAAGAGACUCAAGGAGAAGAAGAAGAGAGAGAAGCUCAUCACCAAUGGUAGCAUGGGGAGAGGGGAGGGGGGAGGCCUGGGAGGAGGAGGUGGAGGGUUUGUUUAAGAAGUGUGAAGACAGAGAGAGAGAGAGCGAGAGAGAUAAAGAUAGAGGGAAUAAUAAAAGGUGGUGGAAGGUGAGGGCUACUUUCGUGUUGGUUUGUUAGGGUGGUAUCUUUUUUCUUUUUAAAUCUCAUGUAUGCAGUGGAUAUCUCUAUUUUAACCUGAAAGCUUUCUUACCAUUUUUAAAGAUGAAAGUGAGUAGAGGCUAGAGGAGUAAAUAGAAUUCCCUUCUCCUGUUUUGUUUCGUGUUGACAGUAAGCCUUCUACACAGGUUAAUGUUCUCAGAGGCCAAAACGCACCGUUAUUUCCUCGUCUCGUUGGAUCUACAUGUAUUCAGGUUUUUUUUUUAUCGUCACUCACACUUUGACAUUCAUUUUCAGACAAACAACCAUGUUUUGUUGAUUUUGUGGCAUCUAAAAAUGCACAGAUGAUCCUCCUCCACACACCUAAUCUGACCUUAGUUAAAUGCACAGUAGUUAACUUUCUUCAUCAUGUCCAGAUGAGGGUCAAGGCACAUAUCUUUAAACCACACUGAAAUGCACGUCAGCUAAAUGCUUUCUGGUCAAAUACCCAAAUAUUCCUUCCAACUCAUCUGAAGUUUUAAAUGAUCAUUCAGACAAAAAUCCAACACUACACCAAAUCUUUCAGCCAGUUAGUGCCAAAAUAUAUAACUGCAUUGGUGAUACUUGAAAUAGCUUUCAAACUUAGUGACUGAACUAAUUAUUAUUUUUUUUAACAAUAAUACUAAACUUAAGACAGUGGUCUUUAAUUUGACAUAAUAGAUGUGUAUUUGGAUGUAAGGACCUCAAACAAAAAGACUGCAUGCAAAUAUAUAAAUAUAUAUAUAUAGGCUUACGUAGAUACAUUGCCUAGGUAUUGCUGUUCUCAUGCUUUAAGAGGUAUUCAUGUUUGGGCAUAGUGGAUAGGACUGUAAUACCACAUACACUUUCCAAAAUGCUAAAAAUAAAGACCUGGAUCUUCAGCCCACUCAAGUGGGUUGUGAUCUAUUUGAGUAGUGCCCACAAUCAAGUAGCUAUGGCUGUGUUCUGCUAUGCAAUGACCUGAAUGAUAAGCAACAUAAGUCUUAUCUCUAUAGGGCUUGGAUGGCUGUUGGUUUGGAUGCAGCCUAGCUCUAGUGCACCUACAAUAAAUGAAUCGCUUGAAGUUCGUGACAAAUCGGUUAGACCCUGCAGAGUAGAAUGCAAACCUGAAGGCAUGUUGUCCAUUUGAGGGCUAGACUGCCUAUCCCUGACCUCAUUGUCUCCCCUUCGAUGUGUAACUGAAUGUAAGGCAUUACCUCCUGGACAAUAGACAGGUGCACUGUCUCCAUUCCCUCAACAUAACAAGUGCCGUUGUUUUCACGUUCCUGACAACUGUCGCCUCAGUUACUGUGUACUUUGGAAGGUACCAAACAUCUCACGUUGCAGCUCUUUGUUGUGGGUGAAAGGCAACUCCUUAACUGUUUUCUACUGUGCCAAACUAUGUCUCUUGCAAGCAGAGCCAAUAGAGAAUGGGUUAAAAAGCUUGUGGAGUAGGGCCUGUCUAGCCUCAUUCACGGGACUGGGUCAGUCAUGCGCGGUCCUCCGGACAGUCCCGCCGAAACAAUGGCUGGAAUUCAAACAUGACGGACGGCAAAUGGAAACACAGACGGACGCAUCCCCCGGCGAGCUCACAAUGCCAAUCGACCAGAAUUCACCCCUGCAAGACCCCAGACUUGCCAGGACCGGGGCAGGAGCAGACAUGGGCUGUUGUUUUCACGCCAAGACAGCCAAUCCUAUUUAGCUAUCCAGCCUGUCUGUGGUUCGUCUGUUUGACGUCAGUACUGGUAGGCUCGUAGUGAAUUCCGCCCAAAUACUCUACUCUGGCUUGAUCUCUGGGACUCCCGUGUGUAGCAUAUACAGGAGUACUGCUUAUAAUGAUGAUACAUGCUAACCAUCCCAUUAUAAUGUAGCCACAUGGCUAAGUUGAGAACCCAGUCAACUGUGAAGUGUGGGGGAGAAGGGGAGAAUGAAACGAAUGUGUGAGGUCUAGACACACGAGCAGGUAUAUAUUCAAUGUUCUCUCUCAGCCCAGAGGCGCAGAAAUGC
Molecule: messenger RNA, 4586 nt
Organism: Clupea harengus (Atlantic herring)
Lineage: Eukaryota; Metazoa; Chordata; Actinopteri; Clupeiformes; Clupeidae
Gene: osgin2
Product: oxidative stress induced growth inhibitor family member 2
Biological process (GO): negative regulation of cell growth
Molecular function (GO): oxidoreductase activity; growth factor activity
Source: RefSeq, a predicted model, not a curated record